AUGCUUAGCUUCCUGAAGAAAAAGGAAACAAACAAUAAUAAUCAAUCUUCAAAAGCAUGGAAGCCUUCUACUCCAUCUCUUUCCAAACCUAAUUCAAGGACUCUUUCGACAAUUUCCAAAUCAGAACCCUCUUCAUCUUCCAUUCAGCCUGAAUAUAAUUCAACAAAAGACCUAUGCGAUGCAAUACAAUCUGCAAAUAAUGAAACACAAGCAAUCCGUAUAGAGAUAGAAUCAAUCAAAGAGGAAGCCAAAAAGAUUCAUGAAAAUCUCGAAUCAUAUUCCAACAAGAUACAAGAGAAGAAAGACAGUCUUAACAAUGACAUGACUGCCAUCGAACAUUGUCAUGAGCUUCAUCAAUCAGUAGGAGCUGUUUCAAGCUUAAUUUCCCAGAAGUUUGAAGAAUUAUCAAAAAUCUCGACGAAGAUAUCAAAUGAAGUCAAUGAGAACGAUAAAACUAUCAAAGACACAGAAGGGGAAAUCGAAAAAUCAUUACAAGCAACUAAAGAAAUCGUUUCGAAUACAAAUAAUAUUAAUUCCGAGCUCAAUUCACUAAAUGAACAACAGAAUCAAAUCGAAAGCGACGUUAAAUCAACAGAAACAGCUAUAUCCACAAACAAUUUGAAGAUUGAAGAGUGCAAAUCUUUAAUUUCAAAUUUAACAAAGGAAAUUAAAUCAACAAUAGAUGAAAAUGAUGAAUAUAGCUACAACAUCGAGAAGACAAACAAGUUUACUUCGAGAUAUCGUCAAGAAAUCCAAGAAAUCGAAUUUGAUAUUUCCAAUCUUGAUGAACAGCUUAAAAACAACAAAGACAUAAUUACCAACCAUCAGAACAAGAUUUCUGAAUUCAAUUCUACCCUCAAUUCCAUUCCACGGAUUGAUUAUUCAGCCGAUUCGAUGAAAUCUAUUGAAGAAACCGAAAACAGCAUUUCCAUGAUGAAGAACAAGCUAGAAAUGAUACAAAGCAGCAUAAAUCAGCUGAACCAGCAGAUUUUGCGUUCAAAAAACGGCACAAAUAGCGAAUUCUCACAAACUGUGCAGAAAGAGAGCGAAAUGACCCAGAAACUGCAAAUGAAGAACAAAAACCUCGUUUCCAAGCUAUCAGAUGUGCAGAACAAGCUGGACCAGCUCCAUCUCGAUUUCUCAAACUCCGUCGACGAACUCCGCAAACAGAUGUCGCUCUCCAUGGAGUACAAAGCGACUCUGAUCCAAAACAAGGCCGAACUGAACCAAAAAGUGAAUUUUGAGCAAAACGAAGCAUUCAAACUCAACCAGGAGAUAUCAGAGAUAAUGAGAAAUAUCGAUGCAGCAAAGCAGCAGAAUCAGCAGAUACAAAAUGAGAUUUCUAAUGUUAAUAACCAGAUAUCUGCUUCACAACAGAGUUCGUCACAGAUGAACUAUAGAAGAUCAAAUACAUCAUCAAGACAGAAAUCAAGAAUACUUAGCCUUGAUUAA
This is a messenger RNA of Trichomonas vaginalis G3, 1452 nucleotides long. RefSeq lists its product as uncharacterized. The record is from RefSeq and is a predicted model, not a curated record. The coding region runs from base 1 to 1452 and encodes 483 amino acids. Lineage: Eukaryota; Parabasalia; Trichomonadida; Trichomonadidae. The transcript has a single exon.